This is a messenger RNA of Culex quinquefasciatus (southern house mosquito), 1094 nucleotides long. RefSeq lists its product as uncharacterized. The transcript is spliced from 2 exons. The coding region runs from base 23 to 997 and encodes 324 amino acids. Gene Ontology annotation, biological process: proteolysis. NCBI's taxonomy places the organism in Eukaryota, Metazoa, Arthropoda, Insecta, Diptera, Culicidae. Gene Ontology annotation, molecular function: serine-type endopeptidase activity. The record is from RefSeq and is a predicted model, not a curated record.
AUAGCAACAAGUAGUAUCAAAAAUGUUCCAACUUCCACUCCUGUUCAACUUGAUUCUUUUAAUUUCCGCGACCCCACCGAAACCUCCAACCCCUCAGGUAACGGCCCUCUUCGGUCCUCGGAACAACUUCAUCUGCAACGCCGUCAUGCUCGCGAAAGGCCGUCUACUGACCACGGCCAACUGUGUGGUGUUCAUAAACAACGGAACGCAACGGUUGGGCGCACCGGAGGACUUUCACGUAGCGCUGAACGCGACCGAUAUUGAGCGGUUCGUGGGAGUGCGAUCCGGGAAACCUGCCCGUAGACGGAUCGUGGAUAAGCUGAGGACACGAGGAGGGGAGAAAUUUGACAACAAGUUCUCCAACGAGGUAUUCUCGAACAAGUUUGACAGGGACGAGCUGGAUUAUUUGUUAAAGGGACUAUUCACGUACGACGUUGGGAAGAGUCUGUACGGGAGUUCGGUGAACGUGACCAACCUAAUGGUUCAUCCGGAGUACAGUGGAACGUUCAAGAAUGACUUGGCCAUUCUGGAAAUUCCCGAAUCUAGGGUAUUCCAAGAAAUGUUCCUUCCUGUAAAACUCAAUGAAGAUCUUGGAUUCAACCGUGUCGUACAAGUAUACGGUUGGGGAGAUAUUGCUUACGAAUCUUCCAGGAACAUGACCUACCAAAUGAAAACCGUUGAGAUGUACCUUCUUCCACCAGCUCGAUGUGCUAGACAAGUUGGAAAUCUGUUUCUCCCUUCGCAGCACCUCUGCUUGAAGCCCAAAGGAAACGAAACCAUCUGUCUGGGAUUCGCUGGAGCCCCAAUCGUCCUGGACGGCGCCCUACUCGGCGUCAUCGAAUUUGGGAAUCCUCAAUGUCACCUUGACUCACCGGUCGUGGGCAUCCGUCUCAGACCCUUCGCUGACUUCCUGGGCCUGAACCAAGACGACCUCCUCUCGAAAAUCAUAUUACUCGUCAAGCGAGUAUUCAACUUCUUCACCAGCAAACUUCAGUAGAAAGUGUCAAUCCAUAACUAAUAAAGCAUAAAUCUUCACCUUCGUCUGCGGCACGACUUGUCCCAAAAUAUGGCCCUUCCGCUGAAUGAAAGAUUGA